Molecule: messenger RNA, 912 nt
Organism: Cercopithifilaria johnstoni
Lineage: Eukaryota; Metazoa; Nematoda; Chromadorea; Rhabditida; Onchocercidae
Source: the annotation of a GenBank genome assembly
AUGACUGAUCACAGUUCUAUGGAUGCUACUAUUUAUAACCGAUAUUCCGAUAUCAGCGAAUUAAAGGGUAUAUUUGCAGCAAGGAACACAUGGGGUCGCUGUCAACAUACAGAUUGGGAUGCUUGCGAAUUGGCACGACUUCAAGAGCUUAACGAAGCACGACAACGAGCCGCUCAAAUGGAAAAGACGAUGCGCUGGUGGUCAGAAUGUACUGCAUCAUGGCGGCAGAAAUGGAGUACAGUACGGAACGAACGAAAUCGUGCUCGUGAAGAAGGACAUUCGUUACGGAUAGCGCUUACGGAAGCCAAAGAGGAGAAUAAAAAAUUAUUAAGUGCGAAACGAACUGUAGAAGCUGAAAAUUCACUAAUGAAAGCUCACAUGCACUUAUUGCAAAAAGAACGAAUAGCCAAUCGAAUGCCAUUAGAAGUGAGUUCUCUGCCAGAGACACCACCAAUAAUGCUUGAUGAAGAGUGCCAGGCACGACCGGAAUAUAUGCACGUCUCAACGAUUACCGAUCAAUCGUUAGAUAUUAAUUAUUCACGAUGGAUGCGUUUGGAUGGAUCACAAGGAAAGCUGUUCGAGAGUAUGAGAAGAUUGGAGAAUCGAUGUAGUGAAUUACAAACUGAAUUAAUGAUGAUGGAAGCUAGAUGUACUGAACUUGAAGCUUCUCGUAUAGCUGCAAAAGAGGAGAUUGAGGAGUUAAAACGUUUCCAAGAACAAACAUCCUUCCUCAAUAGCGGUUCAACUUCACAAAAGGAUGCAAGAGAAAUUGAAGCGAUAAGGUCGGAGCGCGAUGAAGCGUUAAGUGAAGUGCAGACACUGAAGAUGGAAAAGGAAUUUCUUAUGCAACAGCUCAAAAUGUUGAAGAUUACGAUGGAAGAGAGUGAGCCAGAACCACCAGGACCUACCUGA